Paramecium sonneborni is the source of this 600-nucleotide messenger RNA. The record is from the annotation of a GenBank genome assembly. Lineage: Eukaryota; Ciliophora; Oligohymenophorea; Peniculida; Parameciidae.
AUGCCAUUCAAACUAUCUAAUUUAUUUUAGGUAGUAUGCCUAAAGUAUAGCUGUCUGAAGGCAAUCUAGAAUAGAACAAAAAUUAUUUAGCAGUGUAUCUAUAUAACUUUGGAAAUUGAAUAAAAUCACACUAAAAAUUGCCAAAAUGUUUAUUUAACUUUUAUGCAUUCUAAUUUUUAAUUACUGUAAAUACAUUACAGAAAUGAAAUUAAUAUCCUGGACAUCAAUACUCUUCUAAUAUUUUAUUAACUAACCUAGAUUUUCUAAUUCUUGUUGAUUUUGCUUCCUAUAAGCCAAACCUAUUUAAAUGAAUUAAAAAUCAUUAAUAAUAUUUAGAAAUCACCUAUUCAAAAAUGCACAUUAGCUCCUGAGAAAUAUUCUGAUUUAUAAGAAAUUCAGUACAUAAAUAAUCCUAUGAAACGAUAGGUUUAUUAUUUAUAAGUCAUGGACAUGUUUUCAGCUGGAAAUGUAUUAGCUGAAAUAUUUACUGGAGAGAGUUUAUUUUCACUAGAAUAAUUAUUACAACAAGAAAUUUUACAAGUGCUUAUUUCUCAAUAGUUUAGCUCGAUGUAUUUCUCAAGAUUUAUAAAUACUAUUUGA